Messenger RNA from Alosa alosa (allis shad), 3259 nucleotides. RefSeq names its product methylcrotonyl-CoA carboxylase subunit (gene mccc1). Bases 203 to 2347 code for a protein of 714 amino acids. The transcript is spliced from 19 exons. Gene Ontology annotation, cellular component: mitochondrion. Gene Ontology annotation, molecular function: ATP binding; methylcrotonoyl-CoA carboxylase activity; metal ion binding. NCBI's taxonomy places the organism in Eukaryota, Metazoa, Chordata, Actinopteri, Clupeiformes, Clupeidae. The record is from RefSeq and is a predicted model, not a curated record.
CUACGGUGAGACAGGAGGGACAGAAAACAUUACAUUUACAAUUUCACGUGUUUUAUUCCAAUAACAACGCUGCAAAAUUGUAUAUCACUGGAAAACUUUCGCCAUGGAAUAAUUUCACGUUAAUAUUAAUGAUUUCUAGGCCUACUUCAUUCUUCGCUCGAAUAUAGUCAUUUUCAUUUGCAUCAUCAGCUUGACAGUGAAUAUGGCUGCUGUCUUGCUGAAAGUACAUCCUCACAAGGGUCUGAGAGUGAUCUCACAGAAGUUGCUAUGGACCUCAGGAUCCGUGCGUUGUGCAUCAGUGGCGAGGAUAGAGAAAGUCCUCAUAGCCAACAGAGGAGAGAUAGCUUGUCGGGUGAUGCGGACUGCACGGAAGAUGGGUGUACGCUCUGUGGCGGUGUAUAGUGAUGCUGAUAGGCAUGCGAUGCAUGUGGCCAUGGCUGAUGAAGCAUAUAACAUUGGACCAGCACCUUCCCAACAAAGUUACUUAAGCAUGGAGAAAGUUCUUGAUGUAGCUAAAAGAUCUGGUGCACAGGCUGUCCAUCCCGGCUAUGGGUUCCUGUCCGAGAACACAGAGUUUGCAGAGCAGUGCAAACAGGAGGGUAUCAUCUUCAUAGGCCCUCCCUCGUCAGCCAUUCGAGACAUGGGGAUCAAGAGCACAUCCAAACACAUCAUGUCAGCUGCAGGGGUGCCCAUCAUCGGGGGUUACCAUGGAGAGGACCAAUCAGAUGAGACACUUCAGGCGGAAGCUGCCAAGAUUGGCUAUCCAGUAAUGAUCAAGGCAGUGCGUGGGGGUGGUGGAAAAGGAAUGCGAAUUGCACUAUCAGAGGCUGAGUUCCAUGAACAGCUGGAGUCUGCACGCAGGGAAGCCCGCAAAUCCUUCAAUGAUGAUGUCAUGCUUGUGGAAAAGUUUGUAGAAAACCCCAGGCAUGUGGAGGUUCAGGUGUUUGGGGACCAGCAUGGCAAUGCUGUUUAUCUCUUUGAGAGGGACUGCAGCGUUCAGAGGAGACAUCAGAAGAUCAUAGAGGAGGCUCCUGGGCCUGGCAUUAGCCCUGAAGUGAGACAGAAACUGGGAGAAGCAGCAGUGCGAGCGGCCAAGGCGGUCAAUUACGUUGGAGCAGGCACCGUAGAGUUCAUCAUGGACGCCCAGCACAACUUCUACUUCAUGGAGAUGAACACCCGUCUCCAGGUGGAGCACCCUGUGUCAGAGAUGAUCACUGGAACAGACCUAGUGGAAUGGCAGCUAAGGGUCGCUGCAGGGGAGCCUCUGCCUCUGACUCAGGAGCAGAUGGUUCUGAGUGGUCACUCGUUUGAGGCGCGCAUCUACGCCGAGGACCCCAACAACGACUUUCUGCCCGGAGCCGGCCCCCUGCUGCACCUGUCCACGCCAGAAGGCGAUGAGGUCACUCGCAUAGAGACCGGCGUACGGGAAGGCGAUGAGGUGUCGGUGCACUAUGACCCCAUGAUUGCCAAGUUGGUGGUAUGGGGAGAGGACCGAGCCGCUGCUCUGAAGAAGCUGCGAUACUGCCUGCGUCAGUAUAAUAUUGUGGGUCUGAACACUAACAUAGACUUCCUGCUGAAUCUGUCGGGCCACCCAGAGUUUGAGGCGGGCAACGUCCACACCAGCUUCAUCCCACUGCACUACGAGCAGCUCUUCCCAGCGCCGGCCGCCCCCUCCAAGGAGGUGCUGUGCCAGGCAGCGCUGGGCCUGCUGCUCAGGGAGACGCUGCACACACAGGCCUUCACCGCCAGCUCUAAUGAUCCUUUCUCUCCGUUUGGCCUCAGCAGUGGCCGGCGCCUGAAUGUGCUGUUCAACAGAACCAUGACCCUUCAGCUGGGAGAAAACAAGAUGAAGUUGCUGGUUACAUAUAACCCAGAUGGGAGCUACACAAUGAAGACUGGAGGUGAGGUGUUCCAUGUGUCCGGGGAGCUGCAGCAGGAGGGCAAGACCACGUUCCUCCGCUGCUCCGUCAACGGCACCAUGUCGCGGCCCAAACUGGUCAUCCUGGACAACACUGUCCACCUCUUCUCCAUGGAGGGCAGUGCCGAGGUGUCUGUCCCCGUGCCCAAGUACCUGGCGGGCAUCAGCGUGUCUGGAGCGCAGGCUGGCGCUGUGGCUCCCAUGACGGGCACCAUUGAGAAGGUACUGGUGAAAGCAGGCGAUGCAGUGAAGAAGGGAGAUCCUCUCAUGGUGAUGAUUGCCAUGAAGAUGGAGCACACUAUCCGUGCUCCUAAGGCCGGAGUCAUCAAGAAGGUGUUGUUCAGGGAGGGCUCCCAGGCCAACCGGCACGCUGCUCUGGUGGAGCUGGAGGAGGAGGAGGCCGAGGCGGGCGAGGCAGCCAGCACUUAGGACCUCAGUGAGACUGAAGACGUGGGAGAGUGUUGUACUGUAGUUAUCAUAGGCGAGAUCAUAGGAGACAAGCUGGCCAUUACGGGCUAAUAGGUGUAGUUACUGAUGUGUAAAGAGACAGAGCCAGUCAGCACUACAUAUUAUGGUUUGGAUCACAUUGUACAGUUGCCUUGAAGAUUCUUAACGAUUGCCUUUCUCUUUUUGGGGACAGAUGAAAAGAAAACUGUAAAGUUUAUUAAAGUGUUUGUGUUUUCUAAUCUCAUCUUGUCUUUUUAAAAGCAUAUGGUGAGACGUGUUCUCUUGACUUUGCUUCUCCGUGCUUAGUGUCAUCUCACUAGUGUGGGCCUUUAUUCCUUCUCUCUGUUCUUCAGCCCUUUUCUUUUUUUGUUUGUUUUUUGUUUGCCACUGUGUCCUAUUUUUCCAGUCCUGUGCCUCUGUGAAGCCUGUGUGGGGUUUUGACUAACUGCCCGACUGAUCUUUUGCGGCCCAUAUAUUAUGAUCACUGUUGGCUGGUAUGUGUGGCCGACUCUGAAAUGGUUUCCAGCCUUUGUGGGCCCGUCUGGCUGAGUGGAUAAGGCCUUCUAUCACGAGCAGCUUCUUGUGAAGAUCACGUUCCCCUCCCUAAGCCCAGGGGUAAUGUAGCACGCUGAAUGUUCCAUUAAGCAUGAUCAAAAGCGCCAUCAUGUGAACACAAGCAGGCCUAACCUGUGGGCGUUUGUAGGUCACUUUUUGGACUAGUGUUUGAUGGUGAUCAAAUGGCAGCGGAUGGAAAGUUGGGUCAGCGAGCAGGUGAGACACUCCUGUGGUCCUGUUGUGAUGACAAGGGUGCCUUGAUGUUGAAAUACCACACCAUCUCAAGUUUUUUUCUCUCAAAUCAUGGUCACUGAAAUAAACUUUUCUAUGCAAAUGUCA